Molecule: messenger RNA, 165 nt
Organism: Rattus norvegicus (Norway rat)
Lineage: Eukaryota; Metazoa; Chordata; Mammalia; Rodentia; Muridae
Gene: Tmsb4xl1
Product: (thymosin beta 4, X-linked like 1
Exons: 1
Coding region: 31-165 (44 amino acids)
Source: RefSeq, a predicted model, not a curated record
ACACAUCUUGCUUGGCUCCUUCUGGAAACCAUGUCUGACAAACUAGAUAUGGCUCAGACUGAGAAAAUAAAUAUGUCAAAAUUGAAAAAGGCAGAAAUGAGUAAGAAAAAUUAUCUGCAUUCAAAAGAAAUGAUUGAACAAGAAAAGCAAGCUGGUGGAUCAUAG